GAUCCACCCCUUCUAUGUGAGAUUUCCAAGCGUCAUGUCUGUUCAGUUAGGCUGCACAGAUUCACAUACACACACAUGUAUAUAUGUAUACACAGAGUUGGCGGUAACAAAAGGAGCAGCAGCGGCGGCUACAAAAUCCACAGGAAGUCUGCAUUCUGAAACUUCCAAUCACAGGCUUCAGGCUAAGAGAAACUGACAAUGGGUCGUCAUCUUCUUCUUCUUCUCUUUCUGCUGAUUUUGAUGUCAUUUUCCGCAAGGUGCCAUUCAUGGGGUUGGUUCUCUUCUUCAACCGAGACUCCUGCCUCUGCUGAUAACCCUUCACAAAGAAAAGAUUUUUCCAGUGGUUCUGUAGCAGAAUUUUCAAUGGAUGGCUUUAGAGAUGAGAAGGGAUUGAAGCUGGUCGAAAAUGCCAGAAAUAAAUUGGCAGGUUCAAAUUCUUGUUGGCAAAAUGCUUAUCAACAGCUCUUAGCCGGCUGCUCACAGAUUCUUGCCGUUGAAGAGAAGAGGUCAAGAUUUGCUUGGCAUCUGAGUGAUUGCUUCCAAAGGGACUCCGGGAGAUCACCUUUUCCUCACUGUGACACAAAAUCUGCGAUGGUUAACUGUCUCAAGAAGUUGAAUGAAAAUGAGCAUAAGGUUUUUCUUGCCUUCUCACUUGAAACCAACUCCAUCUGCUAUCAGUUACAGUCACAUUCCUUCAAGCAUAAAAUGGAGAUACUAGUGAAUGAUCUUAAAAGUUCAGCAGAAUACACCACAGACCAAUUAGAAAUCAUACAAGAGAGAACAUAUUCCCUAUCAAAGAGCUCAAAUCAGAUUCACGAAACCUUAAGUUCAAUUGAUUUUCGUGUUCAAAAUGUAGCUCAAACCAUGAACGGUGUAAAGGAUCACAUGGAUGUUUUAUCUCAGCAUUCAGAAUCUGUUUAUAAGCAAUCCAGAGAAAUAGCUGAUUCUCAAUCUGAACUGCGACAAGAACAGGCAAGAAUGAAUGACAAGUUGAAAGAAGGAAUGGCAACCAUUCAUGAUUCUUACACAGAUUUGGGCCAACAAGUGAACAGUUUGAGGAACGAGGCUGCUGAGAUUGAGAAGCAGAUUGAUAUAGUUGGAAAAACUAUGUCUUCAAGGAUGCAAAAUUUGCAGAAUACAGCUGAUGACAUUGAGGAUAAGGCAGGGAAAUCCUUGGACAAACAAGAACAACUUCUAGAUGGGCAGUCCACUGCACUCAAGGGCCUGCAGCUCCUAACUGAAUUUCAAUCAGAAGCACUAGAAGAGAGCAGGAGCACUCUUGAAAGACUAGCAGAAUAUGGCCGUAAACAGCAGGAAGAGCUUCUCCAGCGGCAAGCACAGCUUCAACAAGUACACGACAACUUGAUCGACAAUUCAAAGUCAAUACUGGAAGCUCAGGAAGCUUUUGAAUCAAAGCAGGCAACCAUGUUCAUAGCACUGGAUAGGCUGUUUGCUCUGCAUAAUGCUAUGUUACUUGAAUCGCGAAUAAUUAAAUCAUUCUUCAUCUACACAAUGUCAAUCUUUAUCAUCUACAUGUUCACCAGCACAAAACAAACUUACAAUGUACGGGCCAGGCUAUACAUGGGUCUCUGUGCUACAUUCUUGAUAGAAGUUGGAAUACUCCGAUUGACAGCAAAUAAUAUUGAACAGCAAGCAUGGUUGAUUAAUUUGGUCAGGUCAUUCUAUGUACUUCUCUCAACCCUGCAGUUUCUACACGCCAUUUAUACAUACAGGGACUAUGAAGUUAUGAAUCAUCAGAUGAUACUGGCAUUGAUUGAUAAGGUUAAUGACAUGCAAAGGAAUAAAGGGUGGUCAUGGGAAGCAGACAGUGAUGUCAACUGGCUUUCAUGGGUUGAAACAGAGCUCCCAGAUGAAGUUGAUAACUUGGAAGAUCCUGACUACAUAAUUCCCGAAGAAGUUGGAGAGAAUUCAAUUUCAAUAACUUCCAUAAGAAGAAAAUAUGAUCUCCGCUCCCGCCGUCGCUGAAAGAUUCUUGACCGUAGCACAUUAGAUCAGGACAGGAUCAUUUGGCUAUAUUUUGUCUAAUUCAGUAUAUCUUGUAACAAUAUGUUUCCUCAGCUACUCUUUUAUAACAAUUUCUUGUGGAGUCAAAUUCUCAUCAGUCAAAGGAAUAGCCUCCCGCCUCUGAUUUCCAUAUAAA
Molecule: messenger RNA, 2161 nt
Organism: Manihot esculenta (cassava)
Lineage: Eukaryota; Viridiplantae; Streptophyta; Magnoliopsida; Malpighiales; Euphorbiaceae
Product: protein GAMETE EXPRESSED 1
Exons: 7
Coding region: 199-1986 (595 amino acids)
Source: RefSeq, a predicted model, not a curated record